This is a messenger RNA of Pangasianodon hypophthalmus (striped catfish), 5741 nucleotides long. Its product is annotated as adhesion G-protein coupled receptor D2. The coding region runs from base 253 to 3510 and encodes 1085 amino acids. Gene Ontology annotation, biological process: adenylate cyclase-activating G protein-coupled receptor signaling pathway; cell surface receptor signaling pathway. Gene Ontology annotation, molecular function: G protein-coupled receptor activity. The record is from RefSeq and is a predicted model, not a curated record. NCBI's taxonomy places the organism in Eukaryota, Metazoa, Chordata, Actinopteri, Siluriformes, Pangasiidae. The transcript is spliced from 25 exons. Gene Ontology annotation, cellular component: membrane.
AGCCUCACGCGCGGGAUUGGCGCGCGCGCGCACGCCAGCUCUCCAGCUCGAGCUCGACAAUGCGUUAAUGUUGAUGAGUUUCUUCUUCUCCUCUGCUUCAUGCUGAUGAGUUUCUUCUUCUCCUCUGCGGAGUUUCUUCUUCUGACGCGCUUUCCAAACUUCAGAGAAGAAGAACUUUAAGAACAGGACAUUUCUCCCCCUUGUUUGCUUUUCCCACAGGGAAACUCUGCUGAAAGUGCCCUGUUUUACAGGAUGCACUUACUGAAACUUCUCUGCUCUAAUGUCAUUGUCUUGAUUCAGCACUGCAUUGGAAAAGCUCUUGCCAUUGAUGUGGAAAUCAAACGUUUAUGGCCAAAUGGGGAAGUUUAUUAUGAGUAUCAUCCAGCCAGGCUACACUGGCAUGCAGUCAAUCAGUUGUGUAUUCAGCGGUCUGGAUCCCUGGCGGUCAUACGCAGUGCUGGAGAGAAACAAAACUUGACCAAAUUUCUACAGUCCUUGAACAUUUCAGAGUCUGUGUGGAUUGCGAAAAGAGCUCCUGAAAUAAAGGAGACCUUAAUCCUGAAAUUCCAGGACAGAAGUGAACUUCAAUCCACUCGUUUGUUGCACAAGUUCUCAGACAUGACUGCUGUGACUGUUUGUGCUCACCUUCAGUUCAAUCCCACUUGCCAUGGGCCUUCCGCUGUGUUUUCUUAUUCCAUACGCUCCUUCAUUAAGGAGUUCCAGCUCCGAGCCAGAGUCUUGCCAAACGAACCCAUUCAGCUUGCUCUGCUGGUGCACGGUAAACAUGGCCCCUACCUAUCGGUCUUCGCCAAUGAUGCCUCCUGGCACUCUGUGUGUGUGAGCUGGACUGGAAAUGGUGGCAAGUGGGCAAUUUCAGUGGAUGGUCAGGAGGUUAGACGCGGUAUUUCCCUCUACUCAACAGGCUACAUCAGGGGCGGCGGCAUUUUCAUCAUAGGCCAAGAACAAGACUCAUUCGGCAGCUCCUUCAAAAGCGACGAGGCCUUCUGUGGCAGCAUUACCCAGCUGCACAUUUGGGAUCAGGUGCUGGAUGCCAGCAAAAUCCAAACCAUGGAAAAAGAGUGUUCAGUCAUUCCUUCCGACCUGCUUUUCAGAUGGGGCAGAUCUGGCUUGGAAAUGACACCUUCUCUACAGACUGACUGGGGCUACAUCCAGUGUCAAGAGCAUUCCCAGAUGGCCAAGAAUGAGAAGUGUGUAUCAUUUCACGCUGGCAGUGGAGAGUGGGCCUGGGACAACUGUGAUACACAAAGAGGAGGUGUCUGUCAAUUCGAUAAAGAGCUCUUGGAUGACUUUGGCAUGUCCAAUUUUCCCAAGACCCCAUUUUUUACACAAAUCAGCAAAAAUCUUCAUGCCAAACCUGAGUUAGAAGACCAUAAUUCAUCUUCAUCCACAGAACAUGAAUUGAAUUGGCUGAGUUCACUUGCUCAGUCUGUUGUGAAGGCUAUUGAGACUGAUCCGGACAUCAUCACACCGUCUGACAUGCUGCACCUCACUCAAACCAUUGAGCAGGCAGCAGCUUCUCAAGUUAAUAAAACAUCUCUCCCUUCUGGAGUCCUUAGGUCCAUGGCUUCCAGCUACCUGAUCCUAGCCAGUGGACUCAUUGAUCCGGUCUUGGCCAGGCAGUGGUUGGAUAUGAAGCCAUUAGGUAUUAACCUUAGACCAUUUAUGGUUGUCGAGCUUAUUGAAAAAAUACUUUGGGCUCUGGCUGAUUCAAUCUUCACAGACAAGAAAAGCUUUGCACUUUUAACCAAAAACAUCGAUGUUCAUAUGGAGCCACGAACAUUAUCUCAAGUGAACUGCAAGAGUGUGUAUAAACCCUCAAAACAUGGUAAUCAGUCCAUCAACCAAGAGGAUAUCCUCAUUUCAGAGACAGAGGUCCAGAGACUUUACUCCCUAGGUCACAAGAAUGUGAUGUUCAUUCAUACUUACUACAGCCACAUGAUGGAGGUGCUGUCCAGAGCUGAAUUUAAAGCAUUUACAGACAAGCACACAGAGAGUGGACAAUCCGUUUUGGGUCACUUGGCUACAGCGGUCAUAUCAGCCACAGUGCGAGACGUGUUGAGGGAAGAGAAUGUUCCAGUGUCUGUGCAGUAUACUUUGUCUACUGUAAAAGUGGUGGAGUCUUCCAAGCUGGUCACACCUUUGUGUAUUUUCUGGAAUGUCAGUGCAGUAGCUCCCAAUGUGAGUGAUUGGUCAGACAAAGGCUGUAGCGUGUUGUACUCCGGGCCGAAUAGCACGUCCUGCUUUUGCAACCACACCACCAACUUUGCUAUCCUUAUGAAUUACCUGGAGGCAAGGUGGAGUGAAGAGGAGGAGAUGGUUCUGACCAAGCUGACAUUUAUAGGAUCAGGAGCAUCACUCUGUGCUCUCGUGGUGACCUUGAUGCUGCUUACCGUGCUAGAUAUUCCAAAAUCAGAGAGGACAUCCAUCCACAAGAAUCUUUUCAUCUCUCUGACCUUUGCCCAAAUAGUCCUUCUCUGCAGUGGCUCUGCUAUUCAUAAUAAGGUGGCCUGCACAAUGGUGGCAGCUCUGCUCCAUCUGUUCUUCAUGGCAGCGUUUAGCUGGAUGUUGGUGGAGGGGCUGCUGCUCUGGAGCAAGGUGGUGACCGUUAACCUGAGCGAGGAUCGCCACAUGAAAUACUACUACCUGAUUGGCUGGGGUCUGCCUGUCCUGAUAGUCUCCAUUACUCUGGCCUCGGCCUCAGGGAACUACGCAGCAGACGAGUACUGCUGGCUCAGUGUGCAUAAUGGCGUCAUAUGGGGGUUUGUUGGCCCAGUCAUCUUUAUCAUUACGGUAAACAUCAUGGUGCUGACACGUGUGAUUAUCAUCACCAUCUCCACAGCCAAGAGGAGAUCUCUGAUGAUGGCAGACAGCGCUAGUCCCAUCGAACAGGCGUCUGAACAGAUAAGGGCGGCGGUAAAAGCGGUGCUGGUUUUGCUGCCAAUUUUAGGCCUGACCUGGCUGUGUGGAGUUCUCGUGCCUUUCUCCAUCAUCAUAGCCUACAUCUUCAUCCUCCUCAACUCACUGCAGGGUCUCUUUAUCUUCCUGAUAUAUGGCGUGUACAACACAGAGAUACGCAGCACAGUCAACAGGAUCAAGGAACGGAGAAAAGCCCAGAAUUUUUCUAACUGUGGCAGCUCCAGACCAUCCAGCUCCAUAACUAACUCUCAGCCUGGCAGCUCCCCGGUGCCGGACGCUUUGGGUCGGCAUGACUUCGCUGCCAGUCAGCCGGGAAGCCUCUCCACGUCCAGCGAUUGUGGCAGCCUGAGCUACAGCAUUGGGAGGCAUUUCUCCAUCCCUUGUGUCCAUGACAGCCUGAAAGAAGAUCUCAGCUGUCUCUCUAGUGGUACUCACAUGACUACACAGGAUAACAGAGUCCAGUCUGUAGAAGGAAAGGCAGAUUCAUGCAGUCUCCAUGUUCCCAUGGGCACGGAGGUGCACUCGUGCUAUGCAUUACACUCAUCUCCAGAGCAGCACAGCAGUGGGUUUUAACCGAAACGUACAUUUUUUAUUCUUCACAUAUAUCUCAAAUAAAGUGAGCAACCUGCUUGUUUAGUUUUAUGAUAUCUGUGAACACAGUGUAUAAACAAUACUACAACGAUAAACACAUUAAUAUUGUUUCCGGGGUGUUAAUACACUUCUCUCUGUGCUCUUAUAAACAGUGGACAUAAAAAGUCUACACAGCACUGUUAAAAUUGCAGGUUUUUUGUGAACCCAAGAAAAAUCAUGUCAGAUCUUUUUCCUCCUUUAAUGUGAUACAGCAAUCAAUAAAAUUAAGGUGAAAACAAAUAGGCACAAUGUAGGGGGAAGCAAAAGAAAAAGCUAAAACUUACAAUAACCUGGUUGAAUAAGUGUGCACGGCCUUUUAUAAUGGAGCAUGUGACUGUGCGUAGAAUUAACCAAUCACAUUCAAUCUCAUGUUCAGAAGUAAUUAUUAUACACCUGUCAUCACUGAAGUGAUUCUGAUCUACCCCAAAACUCAGAGGGUGCCGAGAGACCUACAGGAACAUUAAAGGAGCUGAAGGAAUAUCUGGCAAGUACUGGCCACUCCCUGCAUGUGACAACAAUCAUAUUCUUUACAGAUGGGGCAGGGUGGCUAGAUGGAAGCCCUUUCUCAUGAAAAACAAAAAACAUCCAAGCCCACUUAAAUUUUGAACCAUGUGGCAAAAUGUGCUGAUGAGACCUAGGUAUAACUUUUUGGGCAUAAUUCUACAAGAUAGUUUAUCACCCCAAGAACACAAGACUCAUGGUGAAGCAUGGUGGUGGUAGCUUCAUGCUCUCUAGCUGCUUCUCUUCACCUGGGACUGGGGCUCUAUUCAAGAUAGAGGGAAUCAUGGAUAGUUCCAAAUUCCAAUCUAUUUCAGCACAAAACCUGCAGGCCUCUGUUAGACAGCUGAAGAUGAAGAAGGAAUAUGGACCCAAAGCACAAAUCCACAUCAAUGAAGGAAUUCAGAAGGAAGGUUCAGAAGAAGAUCCACAUUUUAGAAUGGCCCAGUCAGAGCCCAGAUCUAAAUCUUAUCGAAAACCUGUGGAGUGACUUGAACAGGGCUGUGCACAGGAGAUCUCUUUGCAGUUUGUUAGAUUUGGAGCAUUUUUGUAAGGAAGAGUGGAAUAAAAUUGCCAAAACAAGUUUGUAGACACUUAUCUAAAAAGACUGAGUGCUGUAUUACAAGGGGAAAGUUAAGGGGCGUGCACAUUUAUGCAACCAGGGUGUCGUAAGUUUUUUUCUUUAUCUUUUUUUCCUUAAAACAUUUCUAUUUGUUUUUCACUUGAAUUUUGCUGGUUGCUAUAGGUGGAAAAAGAUCUGACAUGAUUUAUCUUGGGUUCAUUUUUUUUUUUACAUCGCAAAAACCCGCAAUUUUAGCAGGGGUGUGUAGACUUUUUAUAUCCACUGUAUUUGUCUUACAAUUGUUACUAAUUUUUUUUUAAUCUAUAUCUGUGGUCCCCCUCCAAGUACACCUGCCUUUAAUAAAGCUCUAUAGCCCGUAAGUCAUUAAAUACAAAAAUGUCUUUCCUUAUUUUUUAUUCCGUACCUUUUUAUUUUUAUCGAUAUUAUUGAAAGACUGAAAAACUUUCAAAAAUAUCAAUAAAAUGUUGAAUGAUUUGUUAUAUUAUUAUUAUAGUUGUUGUUGUAGUUGUUAAAAUAAUAAAUAGUUUGAUUAUCAGUCUGAUUUGCAGUUUCUUUCUAAUUAAAUGUGUUGUACGUAUAGGUACCUGUUUAUUAUCCUAUGUAAAUAUAAACUGAAAUUAUUCCUAUGUAAAUAUAAAAUGAAGAAUUGUUUUUGUAUGAUUGUAUUUUAUUGAAAUAUGAGGGACAGGUGUGUAGCAGCAGUGUGUAAUGAAACUCUCCAUGGCAGGACGUGGCUCGCGCUGUGGCAUUCAGGGCUUGUAAAGUCUCCACACACAGACUUUCAUGGACAAGGCUGCUGCAGAUCAAUUCAGGACAAAUGAUAAUCAUAUUCCAUCAUAUUCGAUUAUGUGAGACACUAAUCACACUUAAGUAAAAUGUUAUUAUGUUGCUGUUCUGUUGAAUUGUCAAAUCAGAAAGCAUUUUCUAUAACAGCAGCUCUGACAGUAGUUCCGGCUAUCAUAUAAAUGGUUUAUAUAACAUUUAUAUUUUAAUAAUGUAUUUGAAUAUAUUUUUAUAAUACGUUGUUUCUAUAGUAACAGCUCAUUCACAGGGACGUGUAUGACGGAUGCUCCAUGUUAUCUAUUAUAAAUAC